Messenger RNA from Lymnaea stagnalis (great pond snail), 28484 nucleotides. NCBI's taxonomy places the organism in Eukaryota, Metazoa, Mollusca, Gastropoda, Lymnaeidae. The record is from the annotation of a GenBank genome assembly.
AUGAAUAUCUUUAUUCUCCCUAGACCAUUGUCUCAUUACAACAGCUUGUCUGAUAACCAUUUAUCAGGGUUUUUCAAUAACCCCAGGAUGCGAAAACAUCUUCGAAAGUCUGGUCUGGUGAGGAUUCCAUACAUUUUUGGUGUAAUUUUAGACAAUACAAGUAUUCCCCUUGUUUCAGGUGUAGUGGGUGUUAUUUGAUAGUUGUUACUACAAUCUUUUUUACAAUGAGCAAAAUUAAGAAUUUCUGUCUGAAUGACUUAUCAUGCAACUUAAUUUUUAAAUGUUUCAAAUGUUUCAAAUGUUUAUAAAUUAAUUAAGAGCAAUUUAAAUGUUUAUAUUAUAUUAGUUAAAAAAUUAACUGAUGCAUGUAAUGAAAUGUUAUGGUUAAAUAUUCAUUCAUUUCUGAAUCAAUGAAAUGAAAAAUUAUAGACUUAUAAGCAGUGAUGUUGUCAUAAAAGUAAUACCAGUAAUUAAUUUAAUUUUAAAGGCACAGCCAUGUAAAAUAAAAUUACUUAUUCUUUAAAGCUCCAAAUAGCUAUAUGUUAAUCCUGCAAAUAACAUUUUUCCUUUGAUCCUGUUCGCAAGAAUAUUUCUAAAUUAGUAAUUUUAUCGUUAUACAAGGAAUUAAAUCGUUUCCUUUUUUUGUUCCCACAGAUAAAUAAAGAUGGUUACAUUGUAUCAGAGAAGAUGUACAGACUAAACAUGUGCAGAAAAGAGCAAAAGAAACAUGUGAAAGAUAUGAUUGCUCAGGCCAUUGUUCAUAAGACCCUUGAUCUGGAGAGGACAAGGCAGGCUGAGAUUAGAAAAAAAUUAGAAGAAAUUGCCAAGAUUGAGCUGGUCAGAAACAUAAAAGUAUGUUAUAAUUUAAUUGUUUUUCAUUUUUUGUAUUGCCAAAGGAAAGGGACAUAUUUUAAGAUUUAAAGUAUGAAUUUUAAAUAUUAUUAUGUAUCUAAUGAAUCCAAUCACAUUUCAAAUAAUUUAUUCAACACGUUAAAUAAGAUUUGGGGGAAAAUGAUGUGAAAGCCUUUUUUUUAAAUAGUUCACCUGAGUAUUAACAUUAUAGUGCUCCCUUUUCAUGUUUAUUCACUACUGCCAACAACAGUCAAAAUUAUUUUGAAAAAAUAUUUAUUUUUAGAUUGAAAAGCAGAUUUAUAGCUUUUUUAAACAACAGAGUGUGCACAAAAGAAUUUGGUGGAUUAAUCUUUAACAGUAGAUGUGUUACAGAUUAUAUAUACUUGACAUGCUUUUAUAAGUAGGCUGUGAUCCUGACUUUACAUUUUAACUAUCACACCAUCUAGUUUAAUUAAUAGUUAUUUAAUUUGUCUUCAAAGAAAUGUUUACUUUUGAAAAAAGUCAUCAUCAUUUUACAAAAAUCAGAUUAAUGCUUAUAUUGUGUACAGCCCAAAAUAUAUAUUUUAGUCAUCAGGAAACAUUUCUGUUUCAAAAAUAAAAACUUUGGUUUGGAUUGAAUUUGAAUUGUAUUAUAUAUGAUUUCCUUCAUGUUAUAUAUUUUUUAUUUAUAAAAAUUGUUUGGUGUUUGGAGUGGCUCUUGCAAAUAGUGACGAAGAACAUUAAAAACUAUUGUUUUUUCUGUAUGUAGUUAUGAAAUAUAUGUUCUCUAUAUGAACAUUUUACAUUACAAGCUUACUUCCACAACAUUAAAGCUGUAGUAUCUUACCACCACCACGAGAUUGUGAUUAAAAGGAAAUGUAAACAAUUAAAACUGCCUGUUGGAGUCUGAUAAAACAGAAACUCCACAAUUAUUAGUGAGAAACAUUGCAAUAAACUCCUGUCAUUAAAUUUGCUUUAAAAUUAUAGUUUUUUGGGGAUCAAAUCCAAGCCUUACUUAAACAACCUAGAAUUGAAUGUUCUGACACUCAUGCUGUCAUGUCCCCAUGUUUCAUUGAUUAUAAUUUAACGUAACUGUUUGCCAACUCAAUAAAAUCCAAAUUUACUGGCAAAUAUUCUAAAUCUGUAUAUUUUUACUGACAAUGAACAUUAUUUAAGGACACUCUUUUAAAAUAACCUUACAAAACUAAAAAAAAAAACACAUAUCUGUUCUACUAUGUAAUGCCUCUGUAUGAUUCUAUGUCAUUUUGCCAGCUACUUUGGAGAUGGUGUAGGUGGGUCGUCGAGUUUGCACUCAUAAUACCCCCCCCCCCACCGGCACUCCCCCAAACGGGCCAGAGCCGAAGCUCCAGACCGUGCGUAAGCGCGCCAGGAACUUCCCUACUGGCCUGUGGGACGUCCGGCGGACCAAGGGCGCUGCAUUUAAAGCGUCCAUAGUCCACUCUCCUAUGGGUCAGCACGGCUUUACUUCCUCUCCAGAGAGGUGGUGUUGCGGUACGACUCCCCACCGCCCAGGGAGCUGUCCGGUCGGGACGAAACGGGAAGAAACGGUCGCCUAGGGGCGGCUUUCUCAGGGCCGCGUCUUUUUAAUCAUUGACAAGGGUUUGGGCGGCCACCCAUUGCCUCAUACCCAUCAACGGCAACAGUAAUCAUAUUAUGUCAUUUUACCAUCAGGCUUGAGCCUAUUUUAUAAUGUUAUUCUAAGGCAUGCUCAUCACUGGAUCUCUCCAGAUUUAUGCUAAUAAAAGUUUAAAGCAAACAAGAAUAAAUCACAAGCCUAGAGAUAUACCCUUCUGUUUUUGCUAACUUUUACAGACAGUCAUUUUAUGUCAAAAUUUUAUGAACUGUCCGUAAAUUUACUGUCGGUUGGCAAUGCUAUGUUUGACUGAAUUUUUUUAUAAAACAAUUGUAUUCAAAUAAUUAUUAGACAUAAACUAGUUGUCUCAAUUACUGAAGCACUGAUUUGCCAAUUUAAAAAAACAACAACUUUGUUCUUUAAUUGUUUUCAGAUGUCCCGUCAAAGAAAAAGAGAUGUUGAAGUUCUUCCUUUUAUAAAUUCAAGGUCAGGAUCAAGGCAAAGGACACACUCUAAUCCAGCUAAUGGCCAGUCGAAGAGGCGCUCAGUAAGUGCGCCAUCCAAGAAAGCAAAGAGACCAGUUUCUGAACUUUCAUCAAAUUAUGACGAUGAUGAUGAGGAUCUCGUAAGUUGGAUUCAAUUUAAUUUUACCAUAGCCACUAUGAAAGUUAAAUAGCGAUGAACUCACUCAGGUUACUUGUUCUUCUUUUUCUAUAUAUUAAGGGCCAACGAUCAAUUUAUGGAUCAUUUUGGCUCCUAUGCAUGUAGAGGGGAAUUUGCAGUGUUUCUGUGCCUGAUUUUGAUGAGGAUAUUUCACUGUUUGCAAGGGUUACUUUGUGAGGGUAUCAUGCACUUUGGGUUGUAAGGCUUGAGGUAAAAGAUGCAAAUGUGUCAAGUGUUGUCGCCUCAACUUUUGAAAGCUUGUUCCAGUCAGUGAUUGUCUUUGGCAGGAAUUAGUAGUUGCUAUACUGGCUUCUCGCUGGUAUGAGCCGGAACUGCCUGUCAUGGCCUCGUCACUGUCUAUGGAGAAGAGGGACAAGUUUCUAAUUAAUGCCGGAACAUUGGACCAGCCCAUUAUUUAUUUUGUACAUUAUGGAGAGCCUGGAUAGUCGUAAUCGUGCCUCCAAUAGUGACCAGCCCAGUGUUUCCAGCAUGGUGCCAACACUAGAGGUAUUCCUGUAGCAGUUACGGACAAAGCGUGCUGCCCAUCGCUGGACCACCUCCAACCUGUCAAUGCUUUUUAAGAAAACAUAUUUCAAGGUAUCAAGGUGUCAACGUUUCAGAAUAACAAAUGGGCUUACUGGAAAGCAAUGAGUAAACUAUACAAAAUAAUGUGGAACUAAAUUACAAAAUUACCAAGUCCAAUACAGCUAAUGUUGUUCUUGAGACAUUUGGUCAUGUCGAAAAUCAUGUACACAAAUGUGGCAGUUGGGUCUAUUAAAUGUAGUAAAUUUGCCUUUUAUGAGCACACAGGAUUCCUGCCAUUUGUGAAAUAUACCUUUGGGCUUAGGUCUUCACUACUACAUGCCAUCUGAUUAAAGAAAAAAGGCCCCUAUCUUUGUGUAUUAUUUGCAUCCUGAUCCAUGCAUUCAUGUAUGUAAGCUACAAAGUUUGUUGCUAAUUUUAAAUACAUUUCUUAAGACAUGGCUGGCCUACUCAAAUGGUUUCCUAGGGCACUUUGGUACCGAGCAAACCUUUCACAUUUAUGCCUCAUGUCAUUACACCUAAUAUUAAAUAAUAACAAUAAACACUAGCCAAAUGCUGUAUAAAAAUAAUUAAUUAUUAUUCUAUUUUUCAUGCACAAAAUGAAAUGCAAAAAAAAAAUUUAUUCAAAAAAAAAUUAGUGACUAUUGUUUAUCUUUUCUCUCACCCAACUUUUAAAAAUCUGUUUCUUUGGAAAAUUGAAUAAAGAGUGAAUAGGUUUAUUUGUGAUGAAUCCGGCAUCUGCGGGUUGGUAAGCCUUGAGAUAAAAUAAAUGUUAUGAGGUCAUUUGAAUCUAUCUAUAGUUGUGUUUCAGCUUUUUAUUUAGGUUAUGAUAAGAGUUGGGGGAGGGCAUAAACCAAGUUUAUUUAUUCUUUCUUUCAUUGAAUUGCACUCAAUUGAAAGAAAAAAAAAUCAACUCUAAAGAAAAUUUUCUUAGGCCUAUAAUUAUUUCUACUGAUAAGAUAUCAGGCUUACUUACUGUAUAGUCACAAAACAUACCUACCAGGUCCUGGUUUAAGAAUGUGUUAUGAUCAUCAUCAUUGUAAUAGUUGAAAAAAAAAAAAGAAGGAUUUUUAUUGAUCAGCCAAUAAGCUUUUGAACCAAUUCACUGUUAUAUUGUUGGUUUGAAAUAUUUAAUUAAAUGUAAGCCUGCUUGGCUAGGCUUUGAGGAAGUUGGUGGGGAACAAAAGCAAUGACAGGGUGAAGCAAAUUACAGGGCUUGCAAAAAGAAUGGCUGGGGGGCAAAACAAAUAAUAGUGGUGAAAUAGUAAACAAAAAGUAUUUAUUCUAUAUAUAUUCACAAAUGUACUGAAAAACAGCUAUGAAUGAUAUAAAUAUAUAUAAGCAUAUUAUAUAUAUAUAUAGGGUGGCCCAAGAAAAGGAAAAACAUGUCUUACAAUGUAAUAUAAUCACAUCAAAAUUUGUUUGACUGUAUCCAUAAUAGCUUUAAUAGUUUACUGAUUUACAGACACACCUAUUUAACUACAUGAAAUCAUUAUUAGGACAAUUUUUAAUCAGAAGAUGGUGUUCUGUUGUGAUUUUUGUCAUUCUGGUUUGAAAUAUUUUCAAAAUGGGCAUUGUUGACAGAAGCAUAAAAAAGUGAUGCCAACACUUACAAAAAGUUCUUGAGAUAAAAAAAAAAUCAUAUUAAUUCAGUUAAAUUAAUUAACCUGUUUGCUACCAGAUGUUCUCACUUUUUUGGGGCCACCUGCAUAUCAGGUGGUAGCAUGAUGACAGAUAACAUUUUGAAUCAAGGAAAACAGAACUUGCAAACAAUUAAAAAUUCAAGUCAGUACGCUCUAUAUGAACUGAUAGAAUGCCGGAACAGAGGAGAAAAUGAGGGAAAAGAAAUGUCAAUACGCAUGAGUUUGUGCAAAAGCCAAUCAAUAGCUUGACAAGGUUUAAGUGUGAGUAAAGAAAUGCAAGGAGAAGGGAUGAUAGUGGUGGGCUUGUUGCUUAGAUAGCGGUAGCCAAUCAAUAUGUCUGAUGGAGAUGACAGGGGGAGAUGACUAAAUGGAAAUUAAUGGGAUGGGAUUAAGAAACUGGUAUAGAGGAUACAAAAUAAUUCACCAUCACACGCAUAUUUACAAUGUGUAUCUCUUUUACAGAUAAUAAGGAAAUGGAUGAAUAUGAAUGGAUGAGGAAAGGUUUCAGUAUGGGAUCUAAUGAAUACCCAACAGAAUGUUUAACCAAAAAAAACAACAUGUUUUUUUUAUUAGUUUAAAGUGGCUAUAAUAAGACUUGAGCAAUCAAUAAGUGAUUGUAUGACAGAACAUAGUCUUUCCAUCAGAGGUGUGGGCUGUGUAAGCUAGAUCAAAAUAGAAAGGUCAUGAUCUUCUAUUGGUUCUGGCUAUGCAUAGCUUCAACCAAUAAUAAAUGGCUUGCACUCUAAUGAUCCUUCCUUCAUUUUUUAAAUUUAUUGUUAAAUUUGGUAUUUUUACUCUUCUUACUGUUUUUUAAUUUUUUUUUAGCAUUGCCACACUUCCUUUUUUUUUUUUUUUUUUUUUUUUUUUUUUUUUUUUUUUAAAAUAUUAAUUUUUUUUUUAAUGUUUAAAACUUUUUUUUUUUUUUUUUUUUUUUUGUUUUUGUUUUGUUUUUUUUUUAUUUUUUUUUUUUUUUUUUUUAUUUUCUUGUUUAAAAGAUAAAUUUUUUAGUCAAGGGUCAAAACUUGAUUAUUUUUUUAAAUUAUUAAAAUCAAAAGAGCUCAAAUAAGGUACCUUUAAAUUUUGUUUUAAAAAGUUAAAUGAUUUAAAUAAGAACCGCUUGAUAUAAGGUAUCUUUAAAAAAAAUUCAUUAAAAAAGAUGGCCUUUCAUCUGCAAAGGGAAGACACCCUUAUUUAUUUUUGGCUAUUAUUUCACUUUAAAAAUUAUAAAAUGGAUGGAAUAUAAUUCAUCAACUGAACUCUGAGUCAUGAUGUAGUGGUCAUGGAAAAUAACACUAUUCUUUGACUGUCACUCUCAGAGCUCAUCUGAGACAAAUAUUAAAAUUUUAAGUUGUAAAGAGAAAGAAAAGACAUAGUUUGGCAGAACUUGUAAGCGAUAUUGGAAUGGCUGGGAAUGAAAGCGAAAAGAGAAAAUAUCCCAUGAGGCUACAUGUUGUGUGCUGGGGAAGAAAAGAAAUCAAUAUGAGUAUUUAUGGUGUGUAUGUCCCAUUGAGGCUAGUGGCUUUUUGAUACUCUGUAUUUGCCAGGGACACACUGUUUGGGAAAGGGGAGCUGAGCCAAACUUAGUGAAGUCCAUGAAGCUGCCAUCAAUCAGGCUUUGUGUUCCUUCCAAAGGGGUUUUUUUUUAUCCUGAGUUUUGUACUUUUACACAUGGACUUUUGGGGAAGGAAAAAAUAUAUAAAAAAAAGAAAAAUAACCUUGGGGAGGGGAAGAAAAGGAAGACAAAAUAGUGAUACUAUACAGAAUCAAGUAUAAAUAAAUCUAAUUUAGUUUUUAUGUCUUAAUUUAUCUUGACCUAAAUUCAUAAUUGAAAAAUAAAUUUUAAUUUUAGUACUCUAAACAACUGCAUGGAAAGAGAACAGCCCUCCUUAAAAUUGCUAUAAAUAUUUUAUGAAUCUGUUAAUAACGUCAUAAAGAAUAGCUGGAGUUGUCACAUAGAAUAGCUGGAGGGGCUUCAAACAAAAUAGAAAAAAACAACAAAGGUUUAUUGAUUUUUCAGAAAUUUUGUAAGGGGAGACUAUUUAAAAGCAGAGUGAUUAAACUUGUGACUGGUCCAUGGGAGGAUAAUUUUGACACUUAAAAUAUAAGCAAACAGAUCUUAAACAAAAAAACACAACAAAUAGGAUUCUUUUUUUAAAAUCUCACUUCACUUUUAUUUUCUUUCAGUCUCCUUAAAAUUUGAAAAGGGUUAACUUUUUUUAAAUUAAACUUAAACAUGUUUAUUUUUAAACUAAAAACUUGCUUAAGGUACAUAUUUGGAAAGCUAACCUUAAUACAUAACUAGGGCUUUGAAUUGAAUAUAAAGAUUAACAGUUUCAUAACUCUGUCAGACCUGUUUACCCUCAAACUCUUAAAAUCAUACAAUAUCAUCACAAAAUCGUUCAAUACAUUAUCUUAAUAGUAAAAAAAUAAACAUACAUUAUAUAUAAUGUAUAAACCUCAAAAUCGUACAUUGUAUGCCAAAAUCGUAAGAGUAAACAGGUCUGCUCUUUGUCCUUUGUAGAGACUUUUAUAUUCAUGAUAUUGAAUUUCAUCAUUUUUGUAGUUUUAAUGGACCUGUUUUCCGGAGAAGACUUUCUGCAGCUACAUUGGGUGUCACUUUUCCAGAUAAUCCCAGAAUUCCGGAUUUGCAAGGCUAAAUAUUUUCAUCUCCCGAUUUGCGAGUUUUUAUUUUCUCUUGCUCCGGAUUUGCCGGUUCAGUUUAUUCAAAUAUGAAUUCAGGUUUUAAAAAAAAAAAAACAACGUGUAAGAACUUAUGAAAGCCUAUUCAGUGAGAGCAGGUUUUGCUUUAAAUAGAACAGGUACUGCGACCUCUCGAUUUUGUUUGCAAGCCUCUCGCUUUCGUUUGUAAUCACUGCACAAAAAAUUAUUUCUACAGUGUAUGAAUUUGAUGAGUUUCGUUAAGUUUCAGAGUUUGAAAAAUUUGUAAGUGAAGUUUCAGGUUUCAAGGGAUUUUUAAAAAGGGAUUUCAGGGUCACAGCUUUCAGGGAGUGGCACCCCUGCUUGUUCUUUUCUAAACCUCCCCUGUACUGUGUGUUAUAAAUUUCCCUUUUACACAGAUCAAACUUGCUCUCCCUAUUAUUAUUCUUGCUUGUUGUUAAUAGGCUUUAUUUAUUUCCUGAGGUUGUGUACCUUGACGAUGAAGGGAGACCAAUCCCAAAAAGUCAUUUCAAUGAGCCAGAGGGGCGACUGAGUAAGAAAGAUGUCAUUGACACCAGAAACUUGUACUCAGUGAGUCUCAUCAAUUACAAUGUAUACAAUUAUAGAUGAUUUAAUAUUUAAUAACUAUUUUGAUAAACAUUGUUUUAACCAUGCGCACACAAAAAAUACCAAUGAAAACAAUAGGAAGACUUUACCUAAUAUGUAGGGUGGUGGGAAAAGGUGAACAGCUGUCAAUAAAUUCCAAGACAAUUGUUACAAUGAUGUUAUAUUAUGUUUGAAAUAUAUUCCAUAACAAAAACUCAACAGAUAGUCAUUAAACUGACUCUUUAUUUUAAGGCACUGACUUGUUCUGUACUUGAAUGUUGUAUUCCAUUUAGCAUGUAAGAUUUUCAGAGACAAUGGUAAAGUAAAGAUUUCAAACAAGAUUAUGGUUUACGUAAUACAAGGUUAUAAACAAUAAGUGAUUUAAAUACUUUUAUUUGUCUUGACCUUAAAAUUGCAACCGACUACCUUUCAGUUGAACCCAACCGCCUUGAGGAAAUAUGCCUUGCUGAUGGCCAAAAUGGAGCAGAGCAAAAAUGGGCCGGACUCUCCAUACCUGGAGCCGCAGGUGCCGCUGCCCCCAAAGUCACCUCGGAGUGGAAGAAUGCCCCGAAGUGCCAGGCGGUACAUGAGUAUCACAGACAAACAGAAGCAAUCCUCCCCUCAGCGUCCAUCAACAGCUGUAAGUGUCUUGUGUAAGAAAUGACGUUCUCCUGACGUCAGUAAGUGCUAAGUUGUACUACUGGGCCCAUCGUCCCCCAACCUGUAACCAGUUUGGCUAACUUAUGUCUUUUAAUGAAAUUGAUCAUAGUUUUAUGAAAGAACAUCCUGCAUAGAGAUAUGAAACUGUAAAUAAUAUUUAUUAUAAAUGGGUCAUUUCUGUAUUCAAUUUUAAGUAAGUCCUUCUCUUGCUAAAAGUUCUAGAUUUGGACUAUUUUUGACACUCAAACUGUUUCUUUGUAUUUGACUGCCAAAAAAAAAAUUAAAUUUCUACCCAUCUAAUAUUGAGUAAUUACAAUGACAUCAAAUAUUUGAGUUUAAUUCUGGAUCAUCUCUCUUUUUCUAAUUCAUGCUGUUGCUUUUUGGGUUUGAAUCAAUAAUGAUGAGAGAUUACAGACUUAAGGGGCAUUACUUUAGAGUGCACUAAUUUGGAGGGUAUUAAUUUAGAGGGCAUUAAUUAAGGGGGCACUAUUUUAGAGGGCAUUAAUUUAUAGGAAAACAACAUAGGCAAUACUUUCCUUACAAUGAGACUUGGAGUUUCAUAUGCAGGCACACAGGCAGACAGGUGGCUCUCCGCAACGCCUUCGCGUCCAGCAGGUGCCCAGGUGCCAGAUUACCAUGUGCUACCUUGGCAGCCAAUUAAACCUGGCCAGGGAGAAGUUUGACAAGCAGCAGGAGGUCAUCAUAGAGCAGCAGCACUGUGGAGGUAACACACUGACUGUCUUCAAGGGCAGGCUGGAGCCUGGAGGUAAGUUUCUAGCAGUUCAUUAGAGUAUGAUGUGUGAUGUGCUUAUUAUAUGUAACAGUUUAUUAGAGUACGAUGUGCGAUACGGUAAUUAUAUGUAACAAUUAGAGUGCAAUGUGGUUAUUAUAUGUAACUGUUUAUUAGAGUAUGAUGUGCAUUGUGGUCAUUGUAUGUAACAAUUUAUUAGACUACAAUGUGUGACAUAUGUGUAAGAGUUUAUGAGAUUGACAUGUGUGAUGUUCUAUCAGUGAUAUUAUAUGUAAGAGUUUAUUAGGGUACUGUGGCAAGGUAUAACAUAUUAAAUAAAACUGACAAUUUAUUGUUGGCUGGUAAAAUGUUUGUUUUGAUUCAUUUUACAACUCAGUUAAAGCUUUUCAAAGUUUUUCUAAGAAAUUAAGAUAAUCUUGACCUUUAAGAGGAAAUAAAACAUGUGACAUCCCUGUGUAAUACAAAGUUGUGGCUUUUGAUAAAGCUUCCAAACUGUUAACCGUUGCUUGUUUGCGUGUUUGACUGGUUUUCAAUUUUCUCUUAGAGAGCUGGACACAAUGCAAGCAUUUCUUUAGCAAAGUAAAGUAAACACACACAUAAAAUCAAUCUUCAUGUCAACUUGAUACGGUUAUUCCAGAGGAGUUUAGCUUCACGUCCUACCGCCACUGCGGCUACCCGUUCGCCCUCACCAUGUACAUCGACGGUCAGACCGACUCCCGCAUCAGCACUUGUUGCGAGUACCGUCACAGGAAAGGGUGCCGGGUUUUCGGCAAGAACGGCCACUUCAGCUUAGUGGAAAUCUCUGAUGACGCAAGUCCCUGUUACAAGUGAGUUCUAACAUGGUGAGGUGGAGCUUUUCCCCCAGGAAACGGGCUCUGCAGUACGUUCAUAUUAUGUUAAUUUUCUUGGAUUUGAUGAAACUUCACAAAGAGUGUGAAGUGGCUAAUGCUGAAUGUCAGUCUCACAAUAAUAUGCUCAGUAAAUCACCUUUCAUGUCAAUGAAAUAAAAUUAAAUAUUGUUUAAAAAUGAGAAAUGAAAGGGAAAAAAAAAAGAAAAGAAAAUGAGGAGGAAAAAAAACAAGAAAAAAGGCAUAGUAAACUUUUUGCCUGGGACAGCAGAAUUUUAUUUUGCAAUGAUUGGCCUACUUGUGUUGGUUUACAACACUCAUUUUUAUUUUCCGUUUUUUAAAUUAACUUUUGGAUGUUUCAUUUGUAAUUGUGAAGAUAACUGCUCUACAUGUGAUCAGAUAGCUGAGAUAACACUAAGCUCAUAAAAAACAGCAGUGAGACAUCACUUUCACAACAUACAACAUUAUUGGGUUGUUAAACUAUUUGAUAGAAAAUUAUUUUCAAAUCUUUGCAGAUAAGAACAUGUUCAUAGUUACUGUUUCACGGGUGGAUAUAAAUGGUAGUUAACUGGUGGUACUUAAGCUUAUGACCAAUUCUGGUCUACUCCUUUGACCCAGUGAGGGAUUUGCGUUUCUGUUUGCACUUAUUGCAGGUGUCAAGUUGAGCAUGGCCUCAAAGAUAAGAACAACCCCAAGGGGAGUAAGCCAAAGAAAAAUCAGCAGCCAGUGGAAGACCAAGAAGAAGUUGUCAUCCCUGAACAGAAAAAGGAGGAAACUCCGAGGGACGAAGAAGAAGAAGACGAUCUGAUAGGUUGUGAAUAUGAAGGCUAAUCAUUUGUUUUAAAGGAUAAAUCAGGGUUCUCCCAACCUUUUGUAUAUUGUGCACCCUGUACAAACUGUUUGACUAAGUCUCCCACCCUGUACAAACUGUUUGACUAAGUCUCCCACCCUGUACAAACUGUUUGACUAAGUCUCCCACCUUGUACAAACUGUUUGACUAAGUCUCCCACCCUGUACAAACUGUUUGACUAAGUCUCCCACCCUGUACAAACUGUUUGACUAAGUCUCCCACCCUGUACAAACUGUUUGACUAAGUCUCCCACCCUGUACAAACUGUUUGACUAAGUCUCACACCCUGUACAAACUGUUUGACUAAGUCUCCCACCCUGUACAAACUGUUUGACUAAGUCUCCCACCCUUUACAAAAGUAACACUAAAAUUUUAAAAAAUCAAAGGGUAUAGAAUGACUCUCUUGGCUGACAAUUUUCCUCUGAAUAUACCCAGAAAAUAUCUGGUCACUUUCCUGCCUUUCGGCUGAUUAGAUAUAAUGUCAAGAUAUAGUGUCUGUUCUUAUCCUGCCGGGUUACUUAACCUGUGGGAGGAACGUGAUAUCUCGCUUGGUUUCCGCCAGGUUUGGGGCAAUAAGUUAAACAAAUGAAAUAGCCUGCAAGAAACCUGCAAGGGCAGAUUCUGAAGGGGGACUACCCCAGUAUUGCAGUACUUAAUAAAAAAAAAUAAUUUAAAAAGUAUAAAAUAAAAUAAUAACUUUUCCUCUGACUCCCUCAGAUGCCGCCCUGGGCAUGCCUCACCCCCAGUUUGAGAAGCCCUGGUUUAGAUGAAUGUCUCAGUGGUUCAGUUCUGAGCUGCUUUGAAAUGUUAUAAUAAACUGUUAAUGAAGAAUCAUAAAAUCAUUGAUGCUCACGUGGGGGGGAUGAACUCGACUCGGGAAUUCAUUUAAGACUAUUACCAUAAUUUGGGCUCUUUUAGGAAAAGAUUACCUCCAUUACCAGGUAUUUGAACUGUACAGCCACUUUUAAUGAAAAAAUUUGAAUCCUGGUAUAUUUAUGUUUGAUUUGAAACAAGGACCACAUCAGCAUUGUCAAGAGGAAACUGCAAUAGUUUUCAUAGUAGUAAAAAGUUUCUUGUGCUUCACCCUGGAUAACAUUCUGAGUGAAAUGUAAUUUUUGUUUCAUUCUUUAGAUGGACCACCAAAGCGCCAUCUUGAAGUGCCAGUUGAAGAUGAUGAUCCCAAAGACAAUGGUAGGACAUUCUGCUAGACCCCGUAGCUUGGGGUUCAUGCAAAUUAAUUAUUUAAAGUAUAUAUAUAUAUAUAUAUAUUUUUUUUUUUUUUUUGAAUGACUGGUUGGUUAAUUAACCCAGUGCCUCAGAAAAGGCCAGACGGGCAAAAACAACAGCAGCUCUCCGAGUGAAUGAGACUGAUAAACUUGGGUGGUCACCCCAUCUAGGAAAAGGAAGGUCUGAUAGCAAACCUCUGCUGCUCUGCUAGACCCCGUAGCUUGGGGUUCAUGCAAAUUAAUUAUUUAAAGUAUAUAUAUAUAUAUAUAUAUUUUUUUUUUUUUUUUGAAUGACUGGUUGGUUAAGUAACCCAGUGCCUCAGAAAAGGCCAGACGGGCAAAAACAACAGCAGCUCUCCGAGUGAAUGAGACUGAUAAACUUGGAUGGUCACCCCAUCUAGGAAAAGGAAGGUCUGAUUGCAAACCUCUGCUGCCUUGCGGAAAUUAACCCAGUGGUUAAAGGCUAAAGGAGGCGAGGCCAACAGAAAAGGCUGGAGAUGGCGUCCAAUAGGUGUUAUGACAUUGACUCAAUGAAAAUGCUGGCAACCUCUGCAACACCCAUUGUGCCCAGCUGCAUUGUCCAAUCCAUGUUCCCUUGGGUUCACCAAAUGCAUUGAGGGGGGAUAUCUGAUGACAAGGAACCAGCUUAUACUCCUAACGAAAUCCCAGGCCUUGUGACUUGCCAGAACCCCACCAUGGACUUAAUGAGAUGGACAGUAACCAAUGAAUUCCUUUUGCCAUAAAUCCUAUUUCAAAAGGUGAUUUAUGAUCCUUGACUGAACCUCUCCAGGACAAAUUUAAUUGCUUGCCAAUUUUUCCAUCACCUUCUAACCAGGGUAAACUAUUAAUAAUUUGUUUCCCCUCCCAGGAAAGUAUGAUGACGACGACUUUGAGUCCAGCAGCAGUGACGGCGGCAGUGAAAGCAGCAGCAGCAGUGACAGCAGCAGAAGCAGCAAGAGAAGCACCAAAAGUCAGAGUUCAAACUCCGAGUCUGACAAAGGUAAGCUCUUUCUCAUUGUUUUAUUAACGGUUCUGCUCACAGUUUUAACAGUCACAAACACUUGAUUGCGGCCCUUCUGUUACUGAGCAUUUUUCAACUUUCUGUAACCACAGCUUUUUAUCACUGAAUUGAUUGGGGCCCAUUGCUGGGAAAUGUCAAUUUUUGGGGUCAUAUUUGCAGACUGCCAUUAUAUUAAUUAGACAUGAACAAUUUGUGUCAAUAAAACAAUACAUUUUCAGCUUUAAUAAUAAUAUUACAUAAUACACAAGUAAACGUUUCGGCACACGCCUUCAUCAGUACAACAACAAAACAUUUAAAUAAGUAUAAAUUAAAUUUACAUAAUAUGUAUAUAUACAUGUAUCCUACCUAAAAGAUAAAAAAAGAAUAGUAGUGGGAGCAAAACCCAGACAAAAACAAAGUAAAUAACAGAAAGGAUGUGAGUGGAAGUAAAAUGUAAAAACCAAAUGGGGAAAAGACAUGGCAGCCAUGUAAAAUUGUGGAUUUGGUUUAUACCCUAUGGCGUCGAUGUACCAAAUCUUGUCAUCAAUUUAUACACUCUUAUAAUUAGACUCCCAUUAUCUUUUUUGGUUUUUAAAGCUGACCAAGCAAUGCCUAAAAACAACAGCAACCUCAGCAAUGAAUUAAGUUUAAGAUGAAUCUAAUCAAGGUCAAAUAAUUCAAACUAAUUUAUGAAAAUUUGGUAAAAAAAAGUCAACCCAUCUCGCCUUCCUUUUUAUUUUACAUAAUGAAAAUGAAUAAUCACCAUGUGGUGCAAGUUGGAGGCAUAGAGACCAAUGAGUGGUUCUGCUGAAACAGCUCAGGUGUGAGAUUGACGGCUCUGAUCUACAAAAGAUUUAGGUUCUACUCCCCCCAUUAUUUUAUUCCUAGAAAAGCCGUUAAAAUUAAAAUUUAUGUAUUAACACUUGAAAAAUAAACAAACCUUAAGGCAACCUUUUUUUUUUCCCUGCCUCAAUGCACUUGCAAGAUGAUUCUGCAAUGGAAAUAAUCCUGAUAAAAUGAAUUUUACACAUUUAAAAAAAAAAAUUUUACGAUUUAAAAAAAAACUUUUUUUAGAUACUUGAUCUCAUCUUUAUUUUUUCUGAUUUUAAUUAAACUGUCCAACAUCUUCUCUCAAACACCUUUAGAUAAGAAACCAAAUUUAAUCACUUGAAACUUAGUCAUAACAUUUAGAAUGUAAAAUAACACAAGGACAUGGUAACAGAACAAUACAGGCACGCAACUGUAACACAAUCUAACAACACACAUUAGCACAUGACAAUGAUAUAAAAAAAAUCUGGGUGACAUGCCUAUAUUAAACAACUGUAACACAAUAUAACAACACACAUUAGCACAUUACAAUGAUAUAAAAAAAUCUGGGUGACAGGCCUAUAUUAAAGCAGAUUGUGCCAAAUUUCUGUUAAAAAUAAGCAUUUUUCUCUGAAAUAAAACAUAUGCUGCCAUGCCUAGUGGUUGGGAAAUAAAUACAGUUUUAAAUUUAGUUUAAAAUUCCAUGGAAAUCAGGUCUUGAGAACUAUUGCUUUAUAGGCUCUAAGAAGGAGAAACAAAGCAAAGAAAAAGGACAAUACAAAGCGGCCAGGUGGACCGAUGAAAUAACUUAGAGCUACUUUUCAAAAGUGAAUGGUUCAGACUGGACCUCCUUGAGAUAUGAUCCAUGCGGACAUAUUGUAUGGUAACUACAUUAGAGUCAGAAUCAAGAGGAGGACAUAUGUUACUUGGUGCCAGGUGUUGACCUUGGGACGCUUAGUCACCACGUACGAGUGAAACUUGCCUGAAUAGUUCCCAGCACACACAGCUUUGGGCUACUUUAAAGUUUCAGUGGGUGUGCACACGUUAUACCAUAGUCCAUGGUUAAAUACAGAGCGCCUGUUAUCUUUUGCUUAUAAGGUGGCCACCCUUGGCAACACAUAUUUACAAAAUAUGAUCUUGUAAAUGUAGAACUGUGUUCUAAACACUGCCACACUCAUCAUUUGUCAAGAACUUUGUUUCAGGAUCAACAUUUCAGCUUAAUUUUAUUUUUUUUCCUUUCAGAAUGAGUGUUUCUUUGGAAGACAUUUUCCGUGACCCCCCUUUUUUUUAUUACUACAUUGUUACAACACUCCAUAACUAUAUACAUCUUUUGUUUAUAGCUGAUUUUGAUACACAUUUAUUGCAUCAGAUAAUGACGCUAUUGCUUUUUUAUUAUUCAAACACAUUUAGUGGGAGGAAAAAUAGCAGUCUUAGCAGUCUAUCAUAUUUUAACAAACAAUGAAAUUAAUUUUUUUAUUCUUAAUAUUUUAUUAAUCCUAAACAUUAACUUCAUAAUUUUGAUUGUAAGUUGCCAUGUUUGAGAAUUUUGAAAAGAACGAAUGUGUGCGUAGGAUUUGCUGACUGACCUACAGAAGCAAAAACAUGGUUUUAAUUAGCUGUUUGCUAGUGUGUAUGAAGAGCUUGCUUAAAAAAGAAAAACAGAUAUAAAAAUUAUACAUGAAAAAAACCAACUAAUUUUAAUUUUUGUAUACUCAUCAUGAAGGAGUAUUAGGCUGUAUUUAAACACAUUUUUAAAAAAAAUCACAGUUUAUCCAUGUCAAUAGUCUGCUUAAUUUGAAUAAGUUGAAAUUGAAGACUGUAGAUUGGUACCUAGCACUUGAAUUACAAUGCUACGUUUAUGAAUGUGCUUUUACUAUUUAAAAGGUAGCAUCCUCUAGACUUGCACAAAAUGAGAGAAUAACUUUAGCUACAGUGCUUUGCUUGCUGUUUAAAAGUAGGCUAGUUGAAGGGGUUUUAUUUGAUAUUGUAUAAUGAAAUUAUUUAAAGCAAAAAAAUACAAAUAAAUUUACUCAUGGCAUCAUUGUUAUUAUUAUUUUUAAUAUCAUAGCAAAGCUCCUUUAAAUUAAAAAGUGUUUGACAAAUUACAACUUGUAACCCAAAUGGGCUAUAGGAAAUAAUUUUAUAAAAAAGUUGCUUAAAUUUAUUUAUCAAUUAUUUAUGUCAGUGUUUAAAUUUUUUAUCUAAAAAUAAAAAGACACAAGGUACGACGUCUAUUAGUUAAAAAUAUGGGUCCAACGGACACGUAAGUGUAGGGAAUGUUUUGAGGAAACAAUAUCUUAAUGGCAUAUUUCAGAAAUGUGACACCUGUUUCUGGAUUUCUUUACAUUUUUUUAUAUCAACACUCUCCCCACGACCGGGGACAUUUAUGUAUGCAUGUCAACCUUUUUUCAUUCACCUUUGGUCACUUCAAUGCCUGUGUCACAUGCUUCUUUCACUUUGAAACCCUUCAGGAGCUGACAUCACACUCAACUUGUAAGGUUAGUUCAUCCUUUCAUGUUUCUAUUGGCAUAUUUGAAGGGAAAUAUUCAUUUGAAUGAACAUUUAAAAAGCAUGUCUGUAAGAUGUAAAUAAUUCAUAAUGCAUUUAUUUUAUACCCUUUGAGUUUACUCCUAUGAGUGUAAUCAAUUCCAUUUAUUUAAAAAGUUUGAGGAAUAAAGAAAACCAAGCUUAGAAAAUUUCAAAUUAAAAUUUGCUAAGAAACAACAUUUUACCUCUUACUAGGAAUAGUUUUACAAUAAUUUUUUAAAAAUUAAUUUUUUUUAAAAAAACCUCUUUCUGGACAGAUUUACCAAAGACCCAAGGCAGAGAAUUCAUUGAACAGACAAAUAUAAAGAUUGAAAUUAAUAAUUGCAAUGAUGAAUCAAGCAUUGAGUCUUUAUACAAUAAUGACCAAGGAAAUGAUGGCAGUGCCUCGUCUGAAAAGAGCAGCAGCACAGAUGUUGAAAAUGAGCACAUUAAGGCAAGCCUGCAGCAUCUUUCAUACUUGAAAUAUCCAGACAAGGAGACGGGUGUCUACAUUGAGAAGACAAUUGAAAGUCCAACAUCAACAUCUGGCUCGGUUGAAGACAAACAGGAAGUGAUGUCAUCAAACAACACUCUGAGCUGUAAAGUUAGCAAAAAAGUCGGGAGGAACAUUUUGCCAGUGAAUGCAGACUUGGCAGACACGGCUGAUGAAGUGUCAGACAUUGAGUCAGAAAUAGCUCUGUCCCCAGAGGCAGAUGGAAACUCUGUCCAGUUCUUCGGAGAGAACCAUGUUUGUAAAGAAGCUGUUGAAGAUUGGGGCAGUGGCAAAGAUACUGGUCACGUCAGCGAUGCAAAGACAACAGAGAAAAAAGGAGAGCAGCAUAAGAAGAAGAAGACUGCAAGUCGAGAUAAUGUGAAUGUAAAGGCAGGGGGACUAACCCAACAUCAACCAGAGCAGGGCACUGAUGGGAAGGGAAAAGUUUUAAAGAGGGUAAGAAUAAAAGAAACUCUGGCAGGCAAAACUGAAGACACUCAUGUGGCGAAAGCUCACAGAUUGGAACAAAGUGACAAAGUUGACAAUUCUGUUGAUAGAAGUGAGACCAGGAAUGACAAGGAGAGACUAAAAAACCAGAAAAGACGUAACAAUGAUAGGAGAAGAUCACUCAGCUCUAAGUCACAAGGAUCCGCCUGGGAGCUGGAAGGGGGAAACCCAAUGAGAGCUGGAUUGAAUGGGGAGAUUAACACAAUACCCAUGGCCAAAACUGGUCAGAAUAAAUAUCUGAGAAGGCAGGAACAGAAAGAGGCCAGAAGGCUAGAGAAAAAGAAGUCCAAGGUUAAGGCAGUUAAAGACACCAAAGACGGUGCGGGUAAAAAGUACAAGGACUUGAGUCCUAAAGAAAGGGUCAUACCAGGUCACUCGUGGGACAGCGACGGCGGCAGCUCAAGAGUAAUUCCUUGCAAUGGUGCCAGCAGCACUUCAGAACAAGCGGAGGAAGUGUUUCACAUUGACACGGCAGAGGGGCAUAAAAUGGUGGAGUUAAGCGAAAGUUUGGUCCAGGAGAGCAUUCCGCAGUUCAGUGUUCUAAAUGGGGGAAAUGGCGCGAGGACGGUGGUGGCAUUAGAGUAUGAGGUUGACCCCAAAUUUCGAUAUGCCACAGGGGUGGCUGACUCAAGACUGAAAGAUGCUUUGAGGCAAGUGCCUACCCGUGAUUUGCCAGGUCAGGAGGAGGAGGACUGCCAGUUCAAAGAUGGGAGUGUGGAUGGUCAGGUUGAUCCCUCAUCACUGCACGUAUCAGACCUGUCGAGCACACACAUCAAAGACAACCAAGUCAGUGGUCCAAAAUACAAGCCUUGUAAAGCCUCUCAGGCUCAGCCCACUGGGCAGUGUGAUGUGAGGUUAAAAUCCAGUCAAACUCAAAGUCUAGUGAAACAAAGGAGAGGUAAGUAUGAUAGAGUGGAUGAAGUGAGUGAACACUCAAGCACUCAGACGGACACUCAAGAUAAAGUGCACGGCGGCAAUGUCAUUAUCGGUCUUGAAAACAUUGAUGGGCCUGGCCGAAAUAAAAAUGUUGCAGAGAGAUUAUUCACUCGAGGGGAAACCACAGGCCAUGGCUUAGCUGAUGACAAGUCAGAGAUAGACAAGGAAGAAAGCAACACAAUUUUUGAAGAUGAUGUGGGAGGUGUGAAAGGAGACACGGAUCUGGAUUGCAGCACUCCAGCUGAGAGUGGGAUGAAAGAUUAUAUCAGCGGAGGAGGUACUAUUAAACAUCAACCAGAGAACGGGUCACUUGAUAUCAACAUGGGACCAGAAGGUCAAGGGGUAAAAAAAACUGAAAGCCUGCCCCGGUUUUUCUCAAAUGACAACCAGGAUACAGAGGCGUACAACACAUCAGCUGUGAUAGUCAGGACCAGGUAUGUGGAGAAAGAAGCUGACCGCUACGUCCGGCAUCACAGAGCAUUUGAUGAGCCCCCCUCGAUUGAAAACAAAUUCUUUGUUGAUGCCGGCGAAAAAAUAUUGAUUCUUAGUCCGCAGAGCCCAAGUGAAAUCCAGCCGGAUGCCGAGCCGGUUGUGUUCUCAAUUCUCAGACCUGGGGAUAGGCACGGUGGUCCCAUCAUCAGACCCGCUCUGCAGAGGAAACAGUAUAAAAACUAUGAGGAGAACCCCAAUGUCCGAAGUGAGAUUUUAAUUCCUGAUAAACUUGAUGAGAUGACGGUCAAGUGUGAUGAUGAUGAUGAGAUGAUGGCAGAGGAUGAUAACUGGGAGGACAUUCAGCUGUUGCAGGACAUUGUUCAAUCAAAUAUAGGGAUGGCACGUCAGGAGGAUGUUGGACGUGAAGGCAGAAAUUGGUACGAGGUGAAUGAUGAUACCAGUGCAGUGUCUUCUACAGGCAACCGUGAACAAAUAAGAUUGCCCAGUCAUGGCAGUCAUUCUGAGAUAGAAGCCAGUGACAGUGAGGAAAGCAAUGACAAUGAUGGUGUUGAUAGUGACAGUGAGGGAGAUGACAGUGACCGCAGUGGGAGCAGCAGUGAUGAUGCAGGGGGUAGUGAAGAUGACACCAGUGAAAGUGGAGAUGAUCAAAGAUGCAGUCCAAAUGACAUCAUCCAUGCCAUGGAAGAAUUUCCUAGAGGUCCUCAACUUAUGACCAGUGACAUAGGACAAGACACCAUAAGUGCGGAAGACAUCCCAACUGGCGGAAUAGAAAAGGGCAUCCAGGAUGAUGAAGAGUUGAUAAUGAUUGAAGAUGAAAGCAUCAGGUAUGAGGAAGAAAGCAAGAAAACAGGCACAGAUCCAAAACUGGCCAACUUAACGACAGAUGCCAACAGCAUGGCCAUGUGCGCUAGAGAUAAAGUAGCCACAGAACCUGAAGAUCUGACCGGCGGCAAGGAUGGGUUCCCAAUAAUAGAGAUCUCAACAGUGAGUUAUUCAAACAUUGAAACAUAUGAAAGCAUGGACUACUCGGAACUUUUGAGCGGGGCUAAGAAUACUGACAGGAAGCAGACUUUACAGAUCCCAAUGACCCAUAACUUUGAAGACAUAAGCUAUUUUAAAACAAGACCUAUUUAUGACUCGGGCUGUCAAAAUUUUGACAUUUUGCCAGCUUUUGGCCUUAAUGGGCAAUAUGGCAUGGGGUCAGCAGAAUCAACUCUCAGACAAGAGAGAGAACAGACUAAAAUAGACUCAGAGGAAGACAGCAGUAGCACUUCUUGUAGCACCAAAGGGUCCCAUGAGCAAUCCGUAAAGUAUAACGAUGGAUUUGAAAAGGAUUCAAUCGUUAAAGAAAUAAGGGAGGCCAAUGUGAAGGAUGCUUAUCCAACAGAUCCUGGCCACCAAGGUGAGUCUCACGUUGAGACUGAAGAGGGGCCUAGCAAAGACUUGGAGGCCAUUGACAGAACUUUCAGUGCAAUCUCUGCCGGGGAAAGUGAUGAGACUAUCAUGAACAAUGAGGAUCACAGCGGAAAGAGCAGCGUCAGUGCUCUCAUAGCGUGUCUGGAGGAGCAGCUCGUCACAGGGGACUCGGUGCAUUCUGGGUUUCAGAGUAUCAGCACAGGAAGCACUAGAAGCAGCUUUGAUUUGGACCAUGAUGGGGACUACUUUGAAGAUGGUGAUGGUGCAGUGGGAUGUUUUAAUGAUAUGUUACCUGAUAGUGUGAUUUACACAGUAGAGUCAUCUCCAGGUGGACAUGAGUCAUAUCCUAGUGUACGUUUGACACCAACAGGUGUAGAUGAAACAUCUGCAUAUGUGCAUGGGACAUCUACAGGUAUACAUGGGAAUACUACAGGUUGUACAUGAGACAUCUACGUGUGUACAUGGGAAAUCUGAAGGUUGUACUUGGGACACCUAAAUAUGUAUAUGAGACAUCUAUAUGUGUACAUGGGACACCCAUAUGUGUACAUGGAAAAUCUACAUGUGAACAUGAGAUAUCUACAGUUUUACAUUGAACAUCUACAUUUUACAUGGGGCAUCUACAUGUGUGCAUGGGACAUAUAUUUGUGUGUGUGAGCCAUCUACAACUGUACAUCGUACAUCUAUCUAUGUGUGUGCAUAGGGCAAUACUUGUGUACAUGGGACAUCUACAUGUGUACAUGGGAAACCACAUAAGACACCAACAGGUGUAUCUGUGAAAUCUACAGGUGUAGAUGGGACAUCUGAACAGGUGAAGAAUCACAGACCUAAAAAUCCUGCAGCAUCUAUGAACUGUUCUGGGACAUGUUUAACAACAUAGAGAACCCCAUUGCCUAUGAACAAGUGUCUAUAUUUAGGGAGAGUACUUCAUGCACUGAAGAGGAUUACCUGUAAAAGGAAAUAAUCCUUGAGAUAAGAAAAUUUUAAGACUUGAUACCAUUUAUUGAUGAAUACAUGAACAAGGGUGGGAAGAAUGCAGGGAAACAUUUUUAGUUUUUUAAGAAACUGACCUCUACCUGACACUUUGAACCACAUUUUUCUUGCUGGGCCAUGGCUUAAUGACCUGCCGGGCCAUGGCUUAAUGACCUGCCGGGCCAUAUCUUAAUGACCUGCCAGGCCAUGGCUUAAUGAUCAUCACCAUUAAAAUAAAUGUAUUUGCCAAUCAUUGUAAAACAAGUAGAAAUAGUAAAAAUUGAUUGAAUCUCUCACCACCACUUGAUUCUAUGUAGUGUGUGGAGCUGCUGUUUGGUUUGAUAAUUUAGAUGUGUUGGACUUGCCAAAAAGGACAUUGAUUCUUGUGUGAGGAUGGACUUCCAACUCACACAGAGUUUGUGUCAAUUUUAUUUUAAUAUUCUGGCCAACUUUAGGACAAGGUAACAAGGGGCUUACUUUUUUAACUAGCCCAUUUGUUUUAAAUUUGUUAACUUGGUGCAAAAUCCAAAUUUUAUUUAAAGGGGUUCAGCACAAACCAUACCAACCUCCAUACUUGUUACCAAGUUGAGUCCCAUCAGUUUAUAAUAGAUGUGCUGAGUUUUAUUUUAGGCUAAAUGAUAUAAAAAAAAAAAAAUUUCAAUAAAUGCAAACAAGGACCCCUGUGCUUCUCAGGUUUUUAAAAAAAAAAAAAUAGUUUUUCAUUCCAUGGUUCAAGACCCAAAAUUUUUAGAAGCUUUGCUUUCAUUCAUUUUCUUCCCAGUUACAUACUUUCAUUUGAAAUUUAAUUGGAUUUCAUUUCAAAUGUUCAAUGCGCUAAAAAUAGACUAAAACUAAAUCUCAAUUUAAUCUUCUUGAGUGAGAUUUAAAAGGUGAGAUGGCUUUGUAAAAGUGAACAUAAAUUCACCUAAUAAAAUGUGUUAUUAUAUCUUCUGGUUGAGUUAUCUAUAGAUGUUUGUUGUUGGUGAGUUGAAGCAGAGCUGAAAUAAAAUUAGAGCACACUCGUAAAUAACCAGCAGGUCUUUCUUGGCAAGACCCAGGAUUCACGAAGAUGAGAUAAUUUAUAUCUAUUCUAAGACAUAGCACAAAUUAAACUUGCAAAAUGCUUAUUUGUUUUUUUUAAAAGUAAAUAAAUCUUCUCAUUAAGAAAAUUAAAAUAAAAAAAAAAUUCGCCAUACAACUGUGUCAUACAAUUUAAUCUGGGAGCAGACUCUUAUCAAACAUUGAGCUGAAUUAGGCAUAACUUUGAUUAUCAUUGAAAUUCUUACCUGUUUUCACUUAAGCUGCUACUGUAUUCCUGGAAAUUUAUAUAAUUUUAUUGAGAUUCUUAAGCAGUGGUUCUCAACCUUCCUAAUGAUUCGACCCUUAAAUACAGUUCCUCAUGUUGUUACGACCCCCAGUCAUAAAAUUAUUAUUGUUGCUACUUCGUAAAUAUGUGUUUUCCCGAUUGCAGACCUGUUUACCCUCAAACUCUUAAAAUCGUACAAUAUCAUCACAAAAUCGUUCAAUACAUAUCUUUAUAGUAAAAAAAUAAACAUAAAGUAUAUAUAAUGUAUACACCUCGAAAUUGUACAUUGUACGCCAAAAUCGUAAGAGUAAACAGGUCUGCGAUUGUCUUAUGCGAACCCUGUGUAAGGGUCAUUCGACCCACAGGUUGAGAACCGCUGUUCUAAAGCUUUUCAUGGGCCAGUAGCAGACAGGUAUCGCCUGAAGUUUAGAAUUUUAACAAAAUUAAAAUCCAACUUCUAGGUACCCACUUAAUAACUAAACAAAAAAAUGCUACAAUGUUUUUCAAUCCAUUCUCCUGGUUGUUACAGCACAGUUUUCAUGACAGACUAAUUGAGAUCUGAAGCAAGUUUAAAUUAAUAUGUUUUUUUUAAAAAUGAAAAAAAAAAGCAAAGACUUAAUCAUUUUUGCAGUGAUUCCAAUUAAAGAAUCAUUGCUGUUAACUCUCUAAAACAAAUCUUUAUCUGCUGUGGAAAGAAACUAAGAAAAGAACUUCUGUUCGUCAUCAAUGUAAUAAACACUUAUCUGAGGAGUGGUGCAUUGUUAGGGCCUCCAUAUAACAGUAUCUAUUGCUUGCCAUCAGGGGCCACAAUUGCUCUUCAUCAAGGGACACAGCUGUUGUCAGAUACUUGGAGCAUACAACAGUGACUAUGGGUGCCCAUCAGGGGGAAAAAUUGCUGUCAGAUACCUGGUCCAUACAAAAAUAACUAUGUUUGGUCAUCAAGAGGCAGCUGCUGUCAAAUACCUGGACCAUACAAUUGUGAAUAUGGUUCGCCAUCAGGGGCCACAAUAAUUUGCUGUCAGAUACCGUGAUGUGUGAUGUUGACGACAAAUAUACACCACACACCCCCCCCCCCACCCCCAACAACAACAACAAAAAAAAUAGGAAGGCCCAACAGGCAGAUAAAACAGCUGGACUUGAGGAUCUAGAUAGUAAAUGAGCUCAUCUCUAUUUCUUUAUCAGGGGCCACAAUAAUUUGCUGUCAGAUACCGUGAUGUGUGAUGUUGACGACAAAUAUACACCACACACCCCCCCCCACCCCCAACAACAACAACAAAAAAAAUAGGAAGGCCCAACAGGCAGAUAAAACAGCUGGACUUGAGGAUCUAGAUAGUAAAUGAGCUCAUCUCUAUUUCUUUUUUUCUUUCAGAUAAUCAAAAGAAGCAGGAGAAAGGAAAACCGACCGGGGCCCAGCACAAAAUGAUAGCGGUCCAAGACAAAAAAAGUAGUGACAGCAGUGACAAUGGUAAGAAAUGACGGAGGAAACUGGCUUGGCGGCAGUGUUAGUCGGCAGUAAUUUAAUGAUAAAAACAAAAGCUCUUGAAACAGGGACCUUUUGGGUGGAUGAUGGGUUAAACUUGCUUUGUGGUUGACUGGUUAAACUUGGUUUGUGGAUGACUGGUUAAACUUGGUUUGUGGAUGACUGGUUAAACUUGCUUUUUGGAUGACGGGUUAAACUUGGUUUAUGAAUGAUGGGUUAAACUUGCUUUGUGGUUGACUGGUUAAACUUGGUUUGCGGUUGACUGGUUAAACUUGGUUUGUGGAUGACUGGUUAAACUUGGUUUGUGGAUGACUGGUUAAACUUGGUUUGUGGAUGACUGGUUAAACUUGGUUUAUGGAUGAUGGGUUAAACUUGGUUUAUGAAUGAUGGGUUAAACUUGCUUUGUGGUUGACUGGUUAAACUUGGUUUGUGGAUGACUGGUUAAACUUGGUUUGUGGAUGACUGGUUAAACUUUGUUUGUGGAUGACUGGUUAAACUUGGUUCACUGCUUUAAGUUUUUGUUUUUGAUAAUUGUGUACCAAUUAAAUAUUUACAUUAAUUUAAAGCUUUGAGCUCUGAAAAUUAUUACACAGCACACAGUAAAAUUAUGAGGUAAUGUAGCGGAAGUUUAUCUCCAUAUGACCUCCCAAAAUCACAGAUUACAUUUUUUCACAUAUUUUUUUUUUUUGGUAUUGAAAAUUUCACGGGCUAUUAGGCAAAGCACAAAGAAAAUUGUUGCAUUAUUUUUUUUUCCAGAAGACAACAGGAAGAAGGCUGACAAAGGCAAACACAACGAAACCAAGCAAAGUGUUGUACCAGUCAAGGGAAAGAUGGACAGCGACAGCAGUGAUGAGGGUAUGGUUUGAAGGAUAGUGAUAAUUUCAAUUAAUUUUAAAAACAUUAAUUUGCGGUCGAAAUUGCCUCUGGUAUUAUAGGUACUGUGAAACUCAGUGGCGCACACCUUCUGCACACAUCGAAAAAUGACGCAAAAACUGUUUUGGCCAUUUUGCAUUCAGAUCGGGGAUGACUUUGUUGUUAUGCGUCACAGUUUUCUAUUAAUACUACAUCUUAAUCCAUUAUGGGCAAAUGUUAAAGAAUAAUAUAAAAGCUUAAUUUAGUUAUGAAAAUUUUAUGUAUGUUUUUAUUUUUUUUUAGGUGUGAAGUGACACUAAGUGGGGGUUUUUUUUUUUUUUUUUUUUUUUUUUUGUUUGUUAUGGUGCGUAGGGGGGGGGGGGGGGGGUGUAAAGGAUUUGUGACACGUUGACGAGGGAGGGGUGGAGGUAGGGGGUCUGAAAAGGUCAUUUUUUUGCAUGUGGUAAUUUGCGAACAACCCCUUAAAGCUCAUCCCCGGUUACUCAAAGGUGUAUUUUAUCUAAAUGAUGUACAGAAUGUCUUAUCACUCAUGUUUACAUCACAUGACAUUGGCUCAGCUAUUUUACUAAUAUUUUAUAAUUACAGAGUUCUCAGUCAAGAACUCAGUCAAGAAAAUGAAAGAAAAGAGUUUCCAGAGCAGAGGCCAGGAAAGUGUUGUCACUGAAGUGAAAGACAGCGACAGUGAAGACGGUAAAUAAAUUCAUAAGUUCAUUAAAUAUUGUAAUAAGAACACAUUACUAUAAAAUAUCAAGAAAUACAAAUUAGUUUAUGUUAUUAAUGUUUCAUUUAUUGCCAAGUUGUUUUUUCUAAUCCAAGUACAUUCAAAUCUUAUUUUUUGUAGAAAACAUUUAAUUUGAUUGCAAAUAAAACACAGAAAUGAUAUCUAGGUGACAUUAUUUUGAGUAAGCAUUAUUUUCACUACAAUGGUCUGCUUCUAGACUUUUUGUCCCUGAAAUUUACAACUUUCCCUUGUUGAAAUGAGUGAGGCAUCUGAUAGUGGGUCAUUGACCAUUGACAUCAAUGAAUAUUUGUAACUCUUGCAGUCAAAUUCCAGUAAAGUCUAUUCAUGAUUCUGUUUCCCAGAGAGAAAAGUUUCUGUUACUGUUAAAGCAACUGAAAAGAAAUCCUACGAGUCCACACUUUUGAUGGAGACCAGCAAGUCGACUGUUACAGGCAAGAAAAUGGAGCUGCAGGACUCACCGAGGGUAAAAAACCCGGAACAUUUUAAUUUAACCUCUCAGUUAACACACAAAAAAAAAGGUCUAUGUGCAAGCAGUUGUAUUUUUGUGACAGUAUAUUGGACAUUGCUGUUAACUUUCUAUUCACUUAAGUAACAAUAGCAGUGUCCAUCAUUUUUGUUUGGCUGAGUAAAUUUCAAAAUAAAUUUUUUCUUUAGUCAUAAGCCAGUUUCCUAAAAUGAUCAAAUGUUUAGUUAGAGUGGUGAGGUGUUGAAGAAAAUCUGGCAUAUAGUGAUCAAUGUUAAACUUAAUUCAAUCCAACUGACAGCUGAAAUACUCUGCUCUGUCGUAAACUAAAACUCCAUUUUUAUACAAUCACAAUAAAUUUCAGUAAUUUUCAAAUGUUAGGUGAAAGAAAGGCAGAUGAAGAAUAAAUAAUUUGAUAGUUAACAGACAGACAGUAAUUUAAAGGAUCACGCAGAAUAGGACCAAAGAGUGGUCGAGUUUUAACACUUUAGCCGCUUAGAUGUGUCUGAAGGUAUAGAAUGUUCACAAUUUCUCUUUGGUGUCUUACUGAAUUUAAAAUGGAUGACAAACUUUGGCAAAAUAUUUUUUUCAGAUUUAAAGUUGAGGUCAUUACAUUUUUUUUUCUUCUCCAACCUAGCAGUACUGCUAACAACAAAUAUAUUUUCACACAGAGUCAAGGCUCAGCAUCCAGCAGUUCAUCCAGUUCAUCCAGCUCUGGAUCUGUGAGGAGACGGUCCAUACAGCCGGCGUCAUCCCCAAAGAGAGCCAAGACCACCCACCAGCAGGCUGACAAACCCAAAAUUGUGCCCCAGCCCCCCACCUCACCACCACCAGGUGAUACUAUGAAGGUCAGGAAGAGCCCUGAACCCCGUAAGGCAGAGUCAGUUCAGAGCCCAGCCGUUCAGAGGACACCUGCCCCAGAGGUGGACAGCAACAAGGAUCAUCCACCUGCAAGAAAGGAAUCUAUUUCGUCUGUUUUAUCUUCUACAUCUUCAUCAUCAUCCUCAUCAUCUGGGAACAGCUCAAGCAGAUCUUCAUCUGAUUCAGAAAAUGAAGCUCUUAAUCAGAACAGCCAAGGAUCUGGGGUAAUCCCAGCAAUUAAUCUUGAGGCUCCUGUAGAAAGAUCAGGGGAGCUCAUUAGUCAAAAAGAAACUCAUUUGGAAAGUUCUCUGGAGCCAAUGAGACAAAAAGAACAUCAUCUAGAAGGAUCUCUGGAAGGAUCUCUGGAAGGAUCUCUGGAGCCAUUUAGUAAAAAAGAAACUCAUUUGGAAAGAUCUGUGGAGCCGGUUAGUAAAAAAGAGGCUCCCGUUGAGACACACAAAGACCCAUUUAGCCAAAAAGAGAUAGAAAAAGGUGAUUUGAGAAAAAAAUGGAACAAUAUUUUAUUUAUAACAGAUUUUAUAAGAGUUAAUAAUUUAUUUAUGAAAAAUAAAGCAUAAGAAAAAAACAAUCUAUACAUAACUAAACAUUAGCAAACAAUUUUUUACUUAUAUAACUAAAUAAUAAGACUACAAAAAGUUAUCUUCUCAGAUCUUUAAACAAAUAUCUUCCCUAUAGUUGAAUUGACCAAGGCUCAUGGAGAUGUUGCCACAGUAGGGGAUGAAAACAUUCUUGACGUAGUUCCCAAACGCAGAGACUCAG